AUAAACCACAGCGAAGAAGAAGAACCGGCUAAAUCGACGUAUCAACACAUCCGCCAGGUGGACAGCUGACUGCAAGUCUGUUAUUAAGUCAUUUGAGACAUUUACAGCUAAAUAUGAUUAAAGCUAUUUUAAUAUUUAACAACCAUGGGAAACCACGACUCAUCAGAUUUUAUGAAUAUUUUGCUGAAGAUGUGCAGCAGCAGAUCAUUCGAGAGACUUUCCAUCUGGUGUCGAAGAGGGACGACAACGUCUGCAACUUCUUGGAGGGGGGAAGUUUGAUCGGUGGCUCGGACUACAAGUUGAUCUACCGGCACUACGCAACACUGUACUUUGUGUUCUGUGUGGACUCCUCUGAGAGUGAGCUCGGUAUUCUGGAUCUAAUACAG
Messenger RNA from Oncorhynchus tshawytscha (Chinook salmon), 386 nucleotides. RefSeq names its product AP-3 complex subunit sigma-2. The record is from RefSeq and is a predicted model, not a curated record. Gene Ontology annotation, biological process: intracellular protein transport; Golgi to vacuole transport. Lineage: Eukaryota; Metazoa; Chordata; Actinopteri; Salmoniformes; Salmonidae. Gene Ontology annotation, cellular component: membrane coat; AP-3 adaptor complex; intracellular membrane-bounded organelle.